Molecule: messenger RNA, 1350 nt
Organism: Penaeus vannamei (Pacific white shrimp)
Lineage: Eukaryota; Metazoa; Arthropoda; Malacostraca; Decapoda; Penaeidae
Source: RefSeq, a predicted model, not a curated record
AUGUCUCAGAGGUCAUCUGUGCCAGAUCAACAGCUGGUAUCAAUCGCUGUUGAUAAAGAAAAAAGUUCUGAAGGCGACAGGUGUUCAAUUUGUGGAAAAAGAAAUUGUCCAUCAGAUCCUAAACUGCGUUCGAAAAUAACUACUACCAGUGAGAAAUCCACAGAUGUAACAACUGCAGAAGCUGAGAAAAUGUCUCAGAGUUCAUCUGUGCCAGAUCGACAGCAGGUGUCAGUUGCUAUUGCUGAAGAAAGAUCUUCUGAAGGCGACAGGUGUUCGAUUUGUGGGAAAAGAAAUUGUCCUGCAGAUCCUAAACUGCGUUCGAAAAUAAACCAAAUGCCCAUGCCCCAAAAGUCACUUGUUGGGAAAUCAAAGUCUCCACGAAAGUCCAAGUUCUCCCAGGUUAAUGUUAUGAAGGUGAAGAAGACGAAGACUCCAUUCAAACACUGCAUUUAUACUCGAAGUUUAACAAACAGAUUGGCUAAACGCAUCGCUAAUCACACACCACUUCAUGUCUUCAAGUUAAAGGGUCAGCUCUUCAAAGCAGUGGAAGAUGGAGAUGUAGUAAAAGUGCAGGAAUUAAUACAAGAUACAGGAGCAGCUGUGAGGAAAAACAAGAGCAGAUGUACACUCCUUCACACUGCAGCGUCUCACAACCAAGCGGAUGUGGUGAUGUUUCUGCUGAAAUUGAUCAGUCCCAAUAUUACCAACGAGGAGGGACAGACUCCAGCUCACGUGGCCGCUGAAAAGGGUCACACGCAAGUGCUGAAACUUUUAAUGAGUGACUCUGACUUCGAUGCCGACAAACGGGAUAAUUGCCACAAAACAGUAAAAACCCUGCUUGAUGGCCAUCUGUUCAAGGCCGUAUUAGAAGGGAACAAGAAAGAAGCAGAAAGACUGUUGGCAGUUGGUGCAGACCCAGACAGUCACGGUGGAAAGCUGGUGAAUGGAGUGUUGGCACGAGAGCUUGGAGUGACUACAGCUGGCCUCCUUGCCAGUGCCCUGAAUAUGGAAUGGGCUGUAACCAUGUUUGCCAAGAAUGCAAGAAAUGAUAAAACCGGUGAAACUGGCCUUCUGACAUCAGCUGUCUCAAACUCUGUGCAGCUUAAAGUUCCCUCACGACAAUUUCGUGUGAGACAUGCAACGGCAAUUCAAGGUGCUGAUGUGUACAAGAUGGACAAGGAAGCACGAGGCUUUGUUCGCAUCUUGAACUUCAGUUGUUUCAAGGACAGAUCCGACCUGAACCUCCAGCAACUCGACUACGAUGCUUGCAUAAUAGUACAGGAUUUAACUUAUUCAAUUAAAGUGAACUCUCCUUUCUUACAGAUUACAGGACGUGAAAAACCCAUGUAA